AUGGAGAUCGAUUCGAAGCCAGAAAGAGAAAUCAAAGAGAAAGAACUAUUUAAGGGAGCAGAAUCGGGCGAUUCAUCGCUCUUCAAAUCGCUAUCUGAAGAACAGCUUCUCAAAGCUCUCUCUCUCCGCAAUGAAGAUGGUCGUACCCUCCUGCACGUAGCCGUUUCUACCGCCCAAACCGAGGUGGUGGAGAGACUAUCAACUGCUAACCCGUCAAUUGUGAACAGUUCCGACGAAGAAGGUUGGGCACCUCUGCACUCUGCAGCGAGCAGUGGCAAUCUCAAAAUUGUGGAGAUUUUACUCAACAGAGGAGCUGAUGUUAAUUUGAAAAAUGAUGGUGGUCGCACUGCCCUGCACUAUGCUGCUAGUAAGGGUCGGUUAAAAAUAGCUGAACUUCUGGUUUCACAUGGUGCAAAGCUCAACCUGAAGGAUAAGGUUGGAUGCACCCCAUUGCAUCGUGCAGCUAGCACGGGGAAUGCAGAGUUAUGUGAAUUCUUGAUUGAGGAAGGAGCAGAGAUUGACGAUGUUGAUAAAGCAGGUCAAACUCCACUUAUGGAUGCAGUGAUAUGCCAUAACAAAGAGGUAGCUCUCCUUCUUAUAAGACAUGGAGCGAAUGUGGAUGCUGAGGACAAAGAAGGAUACACAGUUCUUGGUCGAGCCUCGGCUGAUAUACGUCCAGUGUUAAUUGAUGCUGCUAAGGCCAUGCUUGAAGAAUGA
Molecule: messenger RNA, 717 nt
Organism: Fraxinus pennsylvanica
Lineage: Eukaryota; Viridiplantae; Streptophyta; Magnoliopsida; Lamiales; Oleaceae
Source: the annotation of a GenBank genome assembly